GGCAUUUUCCUGUAAAGAUUAGAAAUAAAUGAGUAAAAAAAAACAAAUACAAUUCCAUGUACAGAUAAAUAGUUAAGCAGUUAGAUUAAACAACUCCUUUGUAAGAUAAAUGUUUUAAAAUGAAACAUGUAUGGAAACAGGUGAAUUAACACUCCUCAGUUAGCAGGCUCAAGUAAGCUAAAACCCACGUGUUAGCAAAAACUAACUAGCAGAAAUUGUAAACAAGUUAGAAAUUAUUGAAACACUUUGCAGUAGGCUACUCUUUACUAGUUAACAAAAAAUAAUGUAUGUCAUAUAAAAUAUAUUUACCCCACCCAGUAUUGUAAUCAAAACUUACCAGAAAGCAUGUAGUCCUUGGCUCAGACAGUGUAGUCGUGUGGGCUCAAUAGCAUCUCAUUAGUGUGCAAGAUCUUGAGAAUCAGAUGUACAUGUGAUGGAAGAGUGCACUGUGCAUGCAGAGGAUUGCAAUUUCAUUGAAUUGGGGAUAGUUCAAACAAAAUAUGCCACAAGACCUAGAAUUGCCUUAUGUGUAUCCCACAAAAAAAGGUUCAAUGUUAUAAUCUAACUUUUUUGAUGAACUUAAGCAAAAUACCCCAAAUUCCUGAGCUUGACUUCCCAUGGAAAAUUUUCUGAAAAAUGUUGUACAUUUAACGGAAAGUUUCCAACCCUUUGCAACUCUAAUAGUAACACAGUAAUUCACCUAAGUGUCAUUGGAAUGACUGUCUCUCUAUCACCCUGUUUUAGCCUGUCACAGUCAAGGACAAAGGGAUGAGGAAAAGGAGCGCUGAGGAUCCAAAGGAGGUGGUUGCUGUCAAAGCAGAGGCAGCCCUGUGGAAGUCAGUAUGAACGGGAACCCAUGACUACAUCUCAGUUUCAGAAUGGCCUCUUAUGAUCUUCUGGUGAUGUGUGACCUCUAUGUGUUGCUGGGCCUGCUGUGGCUGGGGCUGUCAGCCUGCUACUGGAGAGAGCUGCUCAGGAUCCAGUUCUGGAUCGGCGGGGUCAUCUUCCUGGGCAUGCUGGAGAAGGCCGUGUACUACGCUGAGUUCCAGAGCAUCCGCUAUGACGGCCUCUACGUCCAGGGGGCAGUAGUGUUUGCAGAGAUCCUUUCAGCAGUGAAGAGGACCCUGGCCCGUGUGCUCGUCAUCAUCGCUAGUCAUGGUUAUGGAAUUGUCAAGCCAAGGCUCGGUGCAUUGUUACACAAGGUGGUUGGGGUGGGACUGCUCAUUUCAUUUUUACCUUUAUUUUAUCUUAUAUUCUCCGUUGUCGAGGGAAUCCUGAGGGUCAAUUCGGGUCAAGGGGGCAGUAGCAGACUACUGUGUGACAUUGUUCUGGCGCUCACUGACUCGUGCGUUGUGUGGUGGAUCUUUAUCAGCCUGGCCCAGACCAUGAAGCUCCUUCGCCUCCGAAGAAACGUGGUCAAGCUCUCCCUGUAUCGCCACUUUACCAACACCCUCAUAUUCGCCGUUAUUGCCUCAGUCAUUUUCAUUAUCUGGAUGAUAAAGACCUUCAAGGUUUCGAAGUGCCAGUCGCUGUGGAUAGACGAUGCGUUCUGGCGGUUCCCCUUCUCCACCAUCCUUCUGGUCAUCAUGUUUCUGUGGAGGCCGUCUGCCAACAACCAGAGAUACGCCUUCAGCCCCCUAGUGGACGAGCAGAGUAACGAGGCCAAGGAACAGCUGAUGAAUGAUACAUUUGUGUACUUCCAGAGGGCGUGAAGAUGAGGGGUCUGAAGUCCGAGACAAAUAGAACAGCCAAGCCGAACAAAGUGGAUGAGGAUCAGAAAUGGGUCGAAGAGAAUAUCCCAUCUUCAAUGGCAGAUGUUGCGCUGCCCCCUCUACUGGACUCUGACGAGUUAACACGAGGUGUUAUUCCUGGUGUGAACAGCAGGAGACCAUGACAACCAAUUUUGAGACGUCUAAAAUGGAAUCGACUGAGGGAGACGAUGUGCACUGCAGACAGAGACAGUGCUUUGGACAACCCUAUGUCUGUAUAUGAAGGUUAUUAUCCCUUCCUUAUGAGCUUUGUAAGCAGCGGUUGUAAAUACGAUGGGAUGAACUAUGAUGUAACGAGCUGACUACUUUUAUUUUAUUUUUGAAUGUCUGCUUAUUUAUAUUUUUGUGGAUAUCUGGUUUAUUUUUUUUUUAGAUUCUUUACUACAAAUGGUAUCUUGCCUUUCACUGUUUAUAUAGCUAAAGUGCAAAAUGUGAUUAAAUGUGUUUGUUUUUUUGUCCAGUAUGCAGUCUUGCACUUGGCCCGGCACAAUCAUACACACUCCCCUACAACUCUCCCCACACACAGACUCGUUCUUUUUCUUUUGAUCUCUGACUGUCCCUCUCUCACUGUCUCUCACUCACUGUUAUAAACACACACACACACUGCACUACGGUCCCUGGUUCACCCUUUUCUUUCAUUUUUCUACAAAAGUGGCCAUUAGUGACAUUUCACUGAUCUGUGUAUCAUACAGUAGUAGCCUUUUAAAGAGUGACUGUUUAUCUAAACGGGUGAAAUGCUCCAGACAUUAUAGUCAACACACAGUGACCUGCCUGAGGGCAGAGCACCAUCACUGCAGGACUGCGUGGGCCAGAAUUGAUUUAUUGUGUCUGUUCCCACUGAUAACCACCAACUAUCUGGUCAACACAUCCAACAAUGAGACCCCUGGGGGGGGUUUCUUACAGCUUCCACUUAGUAUUUCCAACAAUGUGUUAUAUUGCAAAAAAAAAGACCUUUAAGUCAUAUUGUGAGCUUUUGUUUGUUAAAAAAAAUGAACUGCUAACACGCAUACGAAAACAA
Messenger RNA from Salmo salar (Atlantic salmon), 2787 nucleotides. The record is from RefSeq and is a predicted model, not a curated record. Lineage: Eukaryota; Metazoa; Chordata; Actinopteri; Salmoniformes; Salmonidae.